CAAGAAUUGAGAGAGAAAAUGCAGUUCAUCGAGAGUUGUUAGCGUACAGCGAACAACGCCGGUAUGAGGUGGUCGAGAGGGCUGCUGCUUCUGGCAGCGCUCUUCGUAGCUGCUGUCUGCGCUCAAGACGCUGAAGACGUGCCAACGGACGCUAAUGGGUUGCCCGUUACGAGCAGCGUUGUCUGGGCAGACGACGAGUUUACGACGGACAACACGCCGUCGGCAUCGUCGACGGUGGAUACGCUUGAAGAGGGCCCAGAUGAGCCCGCGGAAGAUGAAGACGUAGCUCAAGAUGAGGUGGAAGUGGAGAUGGCAGCUCAGAGUGACGACCGGGGUGAUUCGACUGAAGCUGGAGUCAACGAAGUGACGGAGGCGACGGCGGUUGACGAAGAGACGACGGUAAAGAAUACGACGGAACGGAGUUCAGCAGCUGAAGAGGCUGAGGCGAGUGGCUCCGGAGGCGGUACGACACCGAAGGCCGACGAGACCAAUGAUGUAGACACCGAGAAAGCGAAAGAUGCGGAGAAAUCGCCAUCGUCAACAGCCAAGGCAGAAUCGACUUUGAUAACGAGCGCUCCUACAGAGCCAGCAAGCACAGCAACAACCGUCAACUCCGUGGCGAGCACGACAACGGUUGCAAGUUCCGAGCCGGCUGCCGAUCAGACAGGCACAACAACCACGACCGCCACCGAGACAACGACACUACCAUCGACUAAAAAACCUGAGGAGACAACGACACAACCGAGCGACGAAAGCGUGGACACUGUCCCCACUUCGAGUGACGACAGUGUGACCAGUACCAGUACAGAAACCCCAAUAAACCCAGAGACCACAGAGACAACGCUCCUGGACUCGACACAGGAACCCGAAGAAUCGCCCGUGGCUGAAUUGCCCGUUUCUGAACACGAGGAUGACUUUGGUUUAGCCGGGGAUAGCGUAACGGGAAAUGAGCUCGUGACGACUGGUUCCUCGUUGGAGACGACGACAAUCAAGGAUUACCAAGCAGAGUUCAGUGAGAUCAUCGCAUCUGUCACCCAACGUGUGCUGCCGUUCGCGACGAGGUUUUUGGGUGAUUCUAAGUUGUCGUCUGCUUGUGGAAGUCAACUGUUCCGGUUGUACAACGGACUCCGAAGGCAGGAUGCAUGGGCUCUCAAAAUGCUGACAGCCAAUGGACUCCUUCCGACGAACGUCUUCGAAGGAGGGUUGAGCAACUUGGGCAGCUACGAGCAAUGUCUUCAUACAAUGCUUCCGGCGAAUGACGGGCAGGCAGACAUCAAGGGUCAGUACUGUACCCUGUUGUUCCGUCCACCGAAGCUCUUCUACAACAGAACAGCUCAGCAAUUCAACUCCAUCGGCGAAAUGCUGGGUCGUCGAGGCUACCACAACUGGGAGCAAGAUCCACGGGGUUAUGCAACCUCCGACAUUCGUGUCGGUGUUUGUACGCCUUCCGGCUGUUCCGAGGAAGACUUCAACUACAUCGCUCAUGCGUUUCUAAGCGAGUAUGGAGCUAAGGCCACAGUGCGAGGCUGCAGGGUGGACGAAGAGGUCGAGAUCUCCAUGGCGCACAUCGGGAUUUUUUGCGUCCUCGGAUUCUCCGUUGGACUAGUCAUCCUGGCAACCUUGGUAGAGAUCUGCAUCGCCUGUUGCCGCAGCCAUCGGGAGGAUCCGAAGCACGAAAGCCUUCCAGUUCGUAUCGUCCAAUGUUUUUCGCUCAUCCACAACACCCAGAAGCUGCUGAUGACCAGCCAGAGCAUGGAUUGUCCCAGAGCUCCAAUCAGAUUCGUCUACGGAGUUAAGGUCAUCAUGGCGUUUUGGGUGAUAUUGGGAAACAGCUACUACACUUCAAACUACCAAACACUACAUACUGGCUACAGCAUCCUGGACUUAUACAGUCAGGUCCACGCACAGCUUGUCGCCAAUGCCUUCUAUGCUGUGUCCACUUUCUUCUUCCUAAGUGGUUUCGUCCUCGCGUACUUCAUGAGGAUCAACAAGCAGGAGUCUUGCAACAGGUCCUUCCUAGGGAUCUACGCUUUGUCCGUCGUCAGGAGAUAUCUCAGACUAACCAUACCAGCGAUGGCAGUCGUGAUGUGUUUCUUCCUCUUCCCGCUGUUCAUUUCCGGACCUCAAGACCAGGACCUGCUUGGACAAGAACAGGACGGUUGCUACAAGAACUGGUGGACCAUUUUCGCUCAGAUCGUCAACUUCAUUCCUACAGAGGACAGGUGCAUGCAGCAGUACUGGUACAUCAGCAGUGACAUGCAAGUAUUCCUGGCUGCCGUCCCGCUUUCCCUGAUAUUUGUAAGGAGCCCAGCGUGUGGAUUCUCGCUAGCUGUCCUGCUCAGCAUCAUAUGUUCCGCAGCGGCGGGGAUUGUGACCUACAUGAAGAACCUGAGGCCGACUGUCAUCUUCACAAUGACCGACUUCAGUCGAAACUUGGAGACUGCAGAAUUGGUGCAUGAGCUGCCAUACUCCAACUUGUCCACUUACUUCAUGGGCGUCCUAGCCGGGUACUCUGCUGCGGCUUUUAGGAAAGCUUCCAUGAACAAGGUGCUUCAAGGCAUCCUAUGGAUCCUGGCACUAAGCAUGAACGUUUUCCUGGUGUUCGUGCCUUACAUGUGGAACAGGAGCGACACGGAAGAACUUGAACAACUCUACGCAGCCUUUUACGGAGGUUGUUACCGUUACGCCUGGGGACUGUCCUGGGCCUGGAUAGCAUACGCCUGCGCUACAGGUCGCGGCGGUUUCAUCGGAAAGUUCUUGUCCUGGAGCGCAUUUGUCGCUUUGGGACGGCUAGCCCUGGGCGUCUACCUAGUCCAGUACCUGGUAUUCCUGGCCAAGAUGGGCAUAACCAGAAAUCCUACAGAAGUGAACGAGUUUAUGCAGGUGAAGGACACUUUAGGAGUGACAGUGAUCAGCUACUUCUUCGCCUAUCUCCUCUACAUUAUCUACGAAGCUCCCGUGACUGGAAUAGCCAAGCUCAUCUUCACUUUCCACGGUGACCUUAAGCCACAGCCCAUGAUGCCACCGACUCCCGGACAGACAACGGGAGAGCAGCCCACGGCACAACCCACGACAGAACCCAAGUCGGUAACCACGAUCAACGUUGAACAUACGCUGGAAAGAGAGAACCACGUAGGCGACGCCAACCACAAGGAAACGGCACUCUCGGGCGCCAUGGAACCCUGAAGACAUUCCGUGCCCUUUAGGAACUAUAUUGUGUUCAAUUUUGAAGCAGUCUUCCGUGAGGCCGACAGUAACAGUUUGAGUGCAAGCGUGAGUUGCGAAUGCGGCACACAUUUUCAUGCCACGGACUGUGCUUGAAGAAUGAACUUUUUAUCGACUGAGUGCUUGACGUAAUAGGGUGCUGCACUGUCCAGGAUUCGGAGCUGAUGUUUGAAAUGCUGAAUGAUGUGGUGAUGCAAAGUCAUAAAACCCCAGUUUGGAGAGGGCGGUAAAGGGGUCUUUAUGGGGCAAGAAGGCGUCUGUCUGACUCUAAAUUUAUAAACGGCUAUACACUCAUCACAUUCAUCCUCUUCUGGUGCUCCUUCACAUAUUUUGCUCUUCCCAGCCUUUGAAACACAACCCAGGUUCUCCAGGGAAAGCGCACGCUGUCUUUGAGAGAAAAGAAAGCGCUGACUAUGGCGUCACUUUUUCUUCUUCUGUUUCGCUUAGACGAAUCCUUAAACCGUGUAUUCACACGAGCGACAUCCCCCCAGAAGCGGAAGAUGCGAAAAGCGUCAUAGCUUUCUGCUGUCACGUGAGCCUGAGUGCUCAGCGCCGUGUCUUCGCGUACACUGCUAACCGUGGGGAAUAUCCUGCUACGCGGCCACAAGAUAUACCGUUGCAGACGACAGGAAAACACGCUGACGGUGUCGCCUGCGAAGUGUCGUCUGCUAAAUGCGCAGUACACCACUCCCGAUGUUCCGCACCGUGUGAAUGCUUAACAUAACACGGGACGGAACUUCAGUGUUUUCGCCUCUUCUUCCACUAGAAUAUUCGGUGAAGUUGUCGCUCGUGUGAACACACGGAAAGACAACCCUCUCAGCAACCUUUUUCAGGAAGGUCUGAAGUGGUUUCUGCUACACGGUUCUCGGGUGUCUUCCUAGUGACUUCAUGUGCCAUACUGAUAAAAUAAUCCAGUGAAACAUGAUUUGGCGCGUGUCUUCGUCGAUGAAAUAGACGACGGCAAAUAUUGUAGGAAUCUUAUCAAUGCCCUAUUUAUUUGAAAUAACUGGGCCGAAGCAUCAAGCGACUGGUGUCGUCCAAGAAAUUGCACGAUCCUACAGUCCUGGACUAUACCAGCUUUCGUGCCUCAUGUACGGCAAGAACGAGCCGUGUGUAUUUACUUUGAUAGAAUAAAAGUGCGAUUUCGUAUUCAAAUGCUU
This is a messenger RNA of Ornithodoros turicata, 4385 nucleotides long. Its product is annotated as nose resistant to fluoxetine protein 6-like. Bases 64 to 3186 code for a protein of 1040 amino acids. The record is from RefSeq and is a predicted model, not a curated record. Lineage: Eukaryota; Metazoa; Arthropoda; Arachnida; Ixodida; Argasidae. The transcript is spliced from 14 exons. Gene Ontology annotation, molecular function: acyltransferase activity, transferring groups other than amino-acyl groups.